AUGGAGUCAGGAGGUGGUCAAGACCGGUGGCAAUGGGUGCCAAUCUGGGAUGGACGCCCGGAAUCCUUUCAGCAUUUUAUCUAUGAGGUGAAGUGGACAUUAACAUCAUCCAGGGCUGAAGAUAAAGCCUUGUUAGCAGCGAAGAUCAUUAGGAAAGCUUUGCAGUCAGGUCAACCCACACUUGUGCAACUGAUGUACAAAUUGGACCCUGAAGACUUCAGGUCAGAAUCAGAUGUUCAGAAGCUCAUCACCUUUUUAGAGCAGAGCCCUUUGAAUCGCCAAGCACUGCCUGACGCAGGGGCAAAGAUUGGUGGGUACUAUCGUAGGCUGCAGAAACGCAGCAGUGAAACAGUCCCGGCAUUCCUUAUCCGUGAGGAUAAGGUGCAUGAUGAGAUGAUUCGUGCCCUCCAGCGUCUUCUGAGGCAGAAAGAGCUGAGCUUUGACGGCUAUGAGGUCACAUUGGACGAACUCAAGGACUUCUGCGGGUUUAAGCCAGGUGCCUCGUUAUGGUAUGGCGCAGAUGAUGAGCCAGCUUCUCCGGCGGAUGACGCCGAGGAGGGUUCGCGUGGAACUAGGUCAAGUAGGACAGCAGCCCCUACGGCUGCAGGACGUCCUCUCACUGACCGUGGAUCUCAGCCCAGAUCACCUACUUCCAGCAGUACCACUAGGGGCACCCCAUCUAAAGGAAAGGACCUGAUAGAUCGUCUCAUGAGUAAAGGACUUCUCCCACUUGCCGCCCUUGACGUGAUCCGAGGAUGGCUGCUGUUGGAGAUGGCGGUCGCCACCGAGGACGACCGGCGCUUGAUUAGGGCGGCAACUCAAGGAAAACUUGGAUAUUAUGAUGUUCGUAGUGCUCUCCUCUCCAUGUUUGAAGAGCGUGCGGGGAAGGGAGCAUCCUCAUCAUCUAUGUCAAGUAAAGGUCAAGGUAAACAUGGGCAUAGUCGGGUCUAUUUCCAAGAUGAGCUCUAUGGCUGGGAGGAUGAGUAUGACGGUAACUAUGAGUAUGACCAGUACCAGUAUUCUUCCUAUGUUCCUACAGAUGAUGAUUGGGGUUCCCCGGAAAGUUGGAAUGAAUCAGCAUGGUGGCAUGAUGAUACCCCAUAUCCUCAAGAGACAUCAUGGGAUUCCUCUGAAACCAAUCCUAUGGAUACAUCUGAUGAUGCCUUCCAGGCAAUCCAAGAAGAAGCACAAGAAGCCGAGCGCAGCCACGCGGAGUUGCAGGCCUUGGUGGCUGACUCUGAAAGGAGCCUGGCAGAGGCUCGCCGCGCUGUGGCCGCGGCAGCAAAGGAUCGUGGCUGGAACCAGGGUCCACAGCAGAGACAGUCCAAACCUACAUCAGCAUACAUGUACAAGGGGAAAGGCAAGCACAUGCCGAAAGGAAAGGCACAUUAUUUUGAGAAUCAUGGAGGUAAGAAAGGCAAGUACAAGGGCAAAUCAUAUUCCAAGGACGGCAAAGGCUUUGGUAAGUACGGCAAAGGCAAGGAAGUUCAGGCUAUGAUGGACAGUGGAUACCACAUUCUGACACUUGACUCUGAGGAUGUCUACAACGUCGACUCCUCCGAGGGCCUCUUGGCUUCUGAGAGUGUGGUGGACACUGGCGCCACUGCUACUGCUGGGGGCAGAUGGGCUGUGCAGCAGCUUUGCCAGGCCAUUAUGAGUGCACGACCAGGUAAGAGCUUGAUCAACGGAAGAACCACCACUCUGAGAAUGUCUAGCAAGAAACACCUCAUCAUGGACUAUUUGAAGGAUGUGUUCCCUGAGAACCCCAAUGCUGAGCACCCAAAGAAUCAACAUGACACCACCGGCAGCCGAACCGCCAGGUCAACCGGCAAUCGCAACUUCCGAAUCCACGGAAGCUUAGAUGACCACGAGGAGGAAUGGAAGAAGGAAAUGAAGAAGUUAGUAAAGGAGGCGGUGAGCGAAGAGUUGAAAAGUUCUCAGCCGUCCACCGGCUAUCCCAAAAAUCCCAAGAAAAAGACAUCGUUCGACCAGACCAGAGCCAUCGGACCCAACCCGAUGGAUCCCAGGAGCAACGAUCAGACUUGGCCAUGUUUCGGCCAGCAUCAACCAUCCCGAUUCAACAACAAUCGGUAUGCGCAGUGGCAGGAAUGCCAGGCGUGUGGUCUUCGUUUGAUGUACGUCCCAGAGAUCAAUGCCAAAGGGCAAUCAGCCCACAUGGACCUGCCGCAGAAUGUUCAGGAGGCGCUCCAUCGCCUCAGGGGAGAUGGCUGGGACCCAAAGGAGCUGACUACGAAAGUGGUGAAAUCAGCAAUCCGAAUCGUGGCCGAAGAGAAGAGUUUGAAGAAGGAGAAGGGCACCUCAAGUGCCAAGCCCAGCCAGGAGACAGCCUCGAAGGCCAAGCAGAAGACGACCCCGGAGCAGAAAGCCGAGGGCCAGGAACAGGAGAAGAAGAAGGCGAAUGGAGGCUCACAACCAGUGAGCCCACGACAACACCACGAUGAGGGCUGGGAUGCUUGUCUUCGCUUGCUGGAACCUCACGAGAAGAAGAUGCUACAGAAAGCGUCUGAUGAAUUCAAUCUGGGAGCCAUGCUGAGCUCUCUGCAGGACUGUGUGCAGCCACACCUUGUUUGGGAAAUCUGCUGUAGGCAAGAUUCCACUCUCACUCAAGCCUGCCAAAAGGUAGGGAUCCAAGCUGAACGCAAAACUUUGGAGAACGGCUAUGACAUUUUGUCGCCGUCCACAGCAAACAAGCUGAAGCAUGAGUUUGAUCGCAACCGACCCCAUCGACUUUGGUGGAGUUUGAAAUGUGGAGAAUGGUACUCCACACCAAAGGUCAACCAGAGAAGCGAAACUCAAAGACUGAACUUCAGAAAGCGCCGAAUGAAAGCACGCAGAGGUGUGCGACAUGCGCUUGGCGUCAUCGAGUAUGCCUUGGACAAAGACCCCAGCACGAAGUUCUACUGGGAAUGGCCCAAGUCAGCCUUUGCAGGCUGGCAUCUCUUUGAAAUCAGGGCAUUCCUGGCAAGGUUGAGAACAAAAGGAAUCAAGAUCCACUGGACAGAGAUCGAUGGUUGUCACUUUGAUACAAGCCCACCACACGGGGGGCCAAACCACAACGCCUGGUGGGUGAUGAGCAAUGAUGCUGACUUUGAUGCCAAAUGUACUUUUCAGUGCGACAGAACCCAUGAACAUUGCACUGGAGAAACAGCUGGCAUGGAAACACGCGCUGUCAGAGCGACAGGUUUCUACCCACCAGCCAUGUGCCUUGCAAUUGCGAAGGUAUGGAACUCUCAAUGGCAGCAAGCCCUGAGAAAGAUGAAGGAAAGUGACAUCAUCGAGAGCAUGCACAUCCUUGAGUCUGAGGCCGUGUUUGCGGGCCAAACUCCCCACCAAGACGACAUCAGUAAGGAGAAAAAGGAGAAGGCAGAAGCUUUAUUACAUCGCCUGCACAAGGCAGCCGGACAUCCAACAAAUGCUGCUCUGGCCAGAAUGCUUCGCGACAGGAACUCCCCGAAGUGGAUGGUGGACAUGGCGAAGGAACUGAAGUGCCAAGCAUGCAUAGACAUCCAGCGAGGCGAGCAGCUCAUCGUCCCGUAUUCUCUUGGUGCCAAGCCGGCGCCGUGGCAGAUCGUGGCCGCAGACACUUUUGAGCUGACGUUCCCACUGCUUCGAAAGAAGGUCCGUUUCCUCUUGAUGUCAUGCGUGACAAUGCGCUUUGUGUCAGUCAUCCAACUCUGGGAAGGUCCAGUCGGGGAGGCUGGCACGGACUCUGGAAAAAGACUUGCAGAAGCACUUGUUGAAGGUUGGCUACUUCACCGACCAAAACCACAAUGGGUGAUUGUUGACCCUCAGACGAGCCUGGCUACUGGCGAUUUUGUCAGUUUCCUUCAAGGAGCAGGAAUCGGUGUGUCAGUGACUCCUGGAGAAGCACAUUGGCAGAACGGGCUGAUUGAAUCCCUCAUUCGGGUGAUCAAAACAACCAUGCGCAAAAUCCGUGGGGAGCAGCCCCUGCUUGAUCCUCGAGCCGUGGCGCAACUUGCGGUCCAUUCGCACAACCAACACUCCCGUGUCAAGGGGUACAGUCCCAUGCAGUGGGCAUACGGCACUGAUUUCAAACAAGACUCUUUGGAGGUUGAGCCAGAGGAGUACAACGCAGCCACCCACAGAAUUCCCAGAAAAUUUUGGGACAUACAGAAGAACCGUGAACUUGCAGAAAGGCAUUGGAGAGAAGCACAAGCGCAAGAAGCCAUGACGCGACUGCGCAACGCAUCUCCCAGAUCAGUGAAUCCGGAGCCUCGAUAUGUAGGUCCAGGUCGUGUGGUCUUCACAGAGCCGGCAAUCCUUCAAGAGAACAAAGGGCAAGUGAUUUGGGUCCUGAUGGGCACACAAGUCUGGCGAUGCGCACCAGAGCAACUGCGCCGGGCAUCGCCGCAGGAGAUCACAUUGGAGGAGGUCACCAAUGGCAGAAGAUAUUCCGCACCAAUCACCGAGCUCGUGAAGCAGAGCACCAAAGUGAUUGAUGUCUUGAAGGAGCCAGGUUUUCCUUUCCAAGAAGAACAUCUGCCGGAGCAUCCUCUACCAGGACCUCAGCCUGGCCCAUCAGAACAAGAUGGAAGAAGCCAACUGCCAGAUGAAUGGAUGAAAGAUGUCACAGACCGCAAAGACCGAUGGACAAAGAGGCAGCUUCAAAAGGGAAUGCAAGAUGAAAAGCAGGAAACGGUGCAAGAGCGCACCCUUCGCUGGCGCCAAUUGGUCAGUCUGAAUGAGAACAGGAGACGAGAAGGUUUGCCGCCAGUCACCAGUCUUCCACCUCUUGCACCAGACAUCAAAGAACAAGCUCAGACCCAGUUCUUUGCGCUGGCCGGUGAGGCUGACGCACCCAUCACCAUGGAAACCUAUAGCGCAGUGGUCGAGAAGAUCACACAACUGGAAAGAGAGCUGAAGUUCCUUGACGAGAGACAGCAACUGUUGGAAGCCAUAGAAGCAGAAAGUAGAGAGGAGAACAAGUUGAAGAACCUCUUUCUGAAGGCAUGUGAUAACAGAGAGGAGGUAUGCGAGAUCUUUUUUGAGAUAGAAGAUUGGCGAGAAUUCUGCCGCGGUGGAGCUGUUUACACAAAGCAAGCAAUAGCCAGCACUAAGGAAGUCAAUUUCAAGAACCUCUCACCACAGCACAAGAAAUUGAUGGAGGAAGCAAUGGCCCGCGAAUUGAAUGAGGUCAUCAGAUCACAAGCCUUAAGAGCCUUGAAGGAGAGGGUUCCAGAAGAAGUUCUGACACAAAGAUGUAUCCCGAUGAGAUGGAUACUCACUUGGAAACCGUUAGAUGAGUUUCAAGACCCCGAAAGAGAGCCGCAGCCAGGAAUUAUCCGUGAAGACGGAUUUGCCAAGGCAAAAGCCAGGAUAGUUUUAAUCGGGUACAAGCAUCCCGAUUUAGCAAAAAGAGACCCAAGAACUGGAAAGCCACUCCUGCAAACCUCUUCACCUACUCUGAGUCGCUUGGGGCGAAAUCUCCUACUCCAGUCAGCAGCACUAGAUGGACAUAUUCUUGAAUGCGCCGAUGCUAAGAGUGCGUUUCUCCAGACAGAUGAAGGCAUAGGCACUAAAGAUUUGUUCACUAGAGGAGUAGAAGAAGUCAGAAUUGCACUUGGCCUCAGUAAAGGGGAAGCAAUGCAAGUAGUAGGAGCAGUUUAUGGACUCACCAAUGCACCUAGAAUCUUCUGGCGAGACGCAGAUAGCAAGCUACAAGCGUUGGGUUUCACACCGCAUGCAAUUGACAAGUGCGUUUGGCUUUACAAAAACAGCGAAGGUCAAGUCAUUGGCCGAAUUGGGGCUCAUGUUGAUGAUUUCCUCAUCAUGGGCGACCACACCAGUACCGAGUGGUUGAAUGUGAGAGCCAAAAUCUUUGACAUGUACCAGUGGUCUCCGUGGAAGCGGGGUUCAUUUACUUUUGCAGGUGUCCAAUUGCAUCAGCUUCAAGAUUACACCAUCGUGAUGUCACAAGAGCAGUUUUGCAACCAACUACAGCCUGUAAAGAUCGAAAAUGAACGUUCCCGAGCUAAGGAUGAUGCUCUCACUCCAAAGGAGCUUAGCCAGACUCGUGGCUUGGUUAUGCAAGCACAGUGGCGUGCCAUCCAGACUGCACCUCAGUAUUGCUGUAGAAUAGGACGCGAGUCUCGCACGAGCAUCGUUGACUACCGAUCCUUCAAGCUGGACCGACCUUCGCGUGGUUCUAAUGGAGCUGAAGGGCAAGCGAUUUUUGAAUGCGAGGAAGCAGCAGAAACUUAG
Molecule: messenger RNA, 6243 nt
Organism: Cladocopium goreaui
Lineage: Eukaryota; Dinophyceae; Suessiales; Symbiodiniaceae
Source: the annotation of a GenBank genome assembly